AUGUCAAGUUCACCACCACAUAAGCUCAAACGAUCAAUCACUCACGAGCGGUAUGAUGACAUCGAAGACAGUAUCAUCUUCGAUAAGUCAGAUUUCGACGAUUUGUCUUUCCCUCACUAUGAUGAUCUUGUUAUCACUUUAUGUAUCGCAGAUACUGAUGUAAAAAGAAUAAUGGUAGAUGACAGUAGCAGCGCAUGUAUUAUCCAUCCUCGAGUUCUCGUACAGAUGAGACUCGAAGAUAAAAUUAUACCAUGCUGUAUAAUGCUAACAGGUUUUAAUAAUGCAGUUGAGCAGACUUUGGGGAAAAUAGUGCUACCCGUCCUAGCUAGAGGAGUCACCCUGGAAACAACAUUUCACGUCAUGAACCAAGAAACGGCUUAUAACGCCAUCAUAGGGCACCCGUGGAUACACACCAUGCGAGCGAUACCUUCCAGUCUCUAUCAAGUGAUCAAGUUUCCUACCCUAUGGGGAAUGUUCAGCAUUCGAGGGGAGCACCACACCGCACAAGAAUUCUAUCGCAUCGCCCAAGAUUGCACACACACCCAACAACUCAAAGGAGCAAAUGUGGAAGCAUAG
Molecule: messenger RNA, 576 nt
Organism: Nicotiana tabacum (common tobacco)
Lineage: Eukaryota; Viridiplantae; Streptophyta; Magnoliopsida; Solanales; Solanaceae
Source: RefSeq, a predicted model, not a curated record